This is a messenger RNA of Candidula unifasciata, 954 nucleotides long. Lineage: Eukaryota; Metazoa; Mollusca; Gastropoda; Stylommatophora; Geomitridae. The record is from the annotation of a GenBank genome assembly.
AUGGAGGAACUGUCCAGUAACAGCGAAAUCAAAAGCCAAGCGAACUUCUGUGGUAAGAACUACUGUUCCCUAGAUUCAGCCUACAAUCAAAGUCCAGACAGUAACAGUAACAUGAGCGACACGGCUGGGAGUCCAGAUAUAUCCAGUUUUCCUUCGUCGUUCAUAGACUUCAGCUCCCCGUACUCUGCUUACUCCUCGGGGCAGUUCACCGGGCAUUACCACCAAGAUGGCAGCCAAGUGCAUGGUCAACAAAGUUAUAAUCACGUGGCAUUCUCGUCCUUCUUUCAGGAAGCUUCCAGUGUUGACCCGCUGACCGGUAAGAGGAAGUCGCCCAAGUGCUACGAGAUUUCACGAGUUGGAGCGACAGAGCGGGAACGUACUCGCAUGCAUAUGCUGAAUGACGCUUUUGAUGAUCUCCGAAAAGUAGUGCCGAAAUCGAACUUGAGCGAGCACCAGAAGCUGUCAAAGAUCGCCACUCUUCGUUUGGCCAUUCACUACAUUUCCGCACUUGCAUCUACGCUAAAGGCAACAGGAACGGAGAUUCGGCUUGUCAAGGACACGGGGGUUUGUGAUAGAAGAGGAAGACGCCGAGGCAGAGGUGGCAGACGAAGCAAGAUGCCUCACUCCCUUCCCUGUCCGUCUGUUACUAUGGCGCGGAAUGAUAUCCCACAAGGAGCAGCUUACUACCACCAACAGUUUCACUACCACGCCAACGGUCAUGCCAAUAGCCAUGCCAACGUUCAGUCCAACCAUCAACCCCCAGGUCAGUUCCAGCAACAUCAUCAUCAUCACCUACAACAGCCCCACAGUCAGCAUUUACCCCAGCAGCACCACUUGCAGCAGCUGCAGCAACAACAAUUUCUACAUCUUCAUGGUCGUUGUCAGGAAAGCGUCAAUAAAUCUAAAGCUAUAUUUGAAGAAAAUCCAAAUAUGCAACUUCUGUGUUCGUUAUAA